AUGCUUCUUGUAGGCAUUUUAUUUGCCAACUUUCCAUGGUUAUAUAUUCGAGAAAGUUGGGGGACUCUUCUUAGAAAGACUGCUUUUUUGUUAAUUCUUCUUCGAUGUGGUUUUGGACUUAAUCCAAAAGUAUUACGUAAAGAAAUGUUAUUCUGUUCAAGUCUUGGACUUUUAACAACAUUUAUUGAAGUUGCUUCAAUUAUAAUUAUUUCACAUUUUUAUUUUAAUGUUGAUAUUUCUGUAGCUAUUUUAUUUGGUUUUGUGUUAGCUUCCACUUCCCCAGCAGUAACAGUCCCAACAAUGAUUGAAUUACAACAUAAACAUAAAGGGACGUCUAAAGGAAUUCCAACAAUUGUUUUGGCUAGUGCUUUAAUUGAUAAUAUUUUUUGUAUUUCUGCUUUUUCUAUAGCUUAUGAAAUUGUUUCUUCAUCAAAAGGUAUAUUAAUUCGAAAUAUUCCUAUAUCCAAUUUUGACGACAAAAUUUCCCCUAAAUUACAUUUUUCCCGUACAAUUCUUCUUUGUUUUAUUUCAACUGCUUUGUUUUUUGGAUUGGAAGCUUUACAUUUAUCAGUCAGCGGGCCUAUAGCUGUUUUGUUGACAGCUUUUUUGGCAGCUUUUGGUUGGGCUAAUGAUAAUCCAAAAAGGGCUCGACCCGAAGCUAAAGCUCUUUGUUUAAUUUGGGAUUUAAUUUUUCUUCCUCUUUUAUUUUCUCUUAUUGGCUUACUUUUUAAUUUCUCAAAUUUUACUUUUAUUAUUUUUUGUAAUUCAAUUAUUUUUAUUUUAAUUGCUUUAAUUAUUCGAAUUUUAAUUGUAUUUUUAAUUACAAAUUUUAAUCAAAAUUUAAAUUUAAAAGAAAAAUUAUUUUUUUCGUCAGUUUUUAUUCCUAAGGCAACUGUUCAGGCGGCAUUAGCUCCAAUUCUCUUUGAUUUCAGCAAUUUACUAGCUAAAAAUAAUUCUCAAUUUAUUUUACAAACAUGUAUUUUAAGUAUUUUAUUUACUGCUCCAACAGGACAAUUAUUAAUUAAAAUACUUGGAGAAUAUUUAUUGUCAAAUGAUGGUGAAAAUAAAAAUAAAAGAAAUUCAAUGACAGCAACGGUUACCCCAACAAUUGAAUUUAAACAAAUUUAA
Molecule: messenger RNA, 1128 nt
Organism: Meloidogyne enterolobii
Lineage: Eukaryota; Metazoa; Nematoda; Chromadorea; Rhabditida; Meloidogynidae
Source: the annotation of a GenBank genome assembly